This is a messenger RNA of Geodia barretti, 1116 nucleotides long. The record is from the annotation of a GenBank genome assembly. NCBI's taxonomy places the organism in Eukaryota, Metazoa, Porifera, Demospongiae, Tetractinellida, Geodiidae.
AUGAGAAUGACUAUCAUAGUGCCGAAAUUAGCGGCAUUGAGUCUCGUUGUGCUUUUCGGUAUCGCACUUGCGAUACCAACGUACGCAGGUACCCAAUUGUGGGACUUCGAGGAAGAUCACGAUGACUGGAAAGUUGCCAAUGGGGAAUGGGAAAUCAAAGGUGGUACCUAUCACGUUGACCGAGGUGGACAAGCCGAACAUUCGCUCAUCGGCGAAGAAAAGUGGGAUAACUAUACCAUUGAAGCGAAAGUUCGGUUAGACGCUGGCAAUUGGGCCGGUAUCGUUUUUCGGGCGGAAAGCGAGAUGGAAUACUAUGUUUACUACCUCAAUGUGCCUAGUAACAUAAUAGAACUCUGGCGACACAAAGAGGGUGGCUGGGCUGCCCGCGACAAUAUCGCGCAAAAUCCUGCUGUUGAGAAGGUCAAAAUAGCCAACGAGGAAUGGAUUGAUAUGAAAGUAGUCGUUGAAGGCGACACCUUUGAGGUGCACCUUAAUGCCUCCGUCGCUUUUGCCGGCGAACAAACUUGGUCAUUUGAAGGGGAAGCAGACGACUGGACACCCGCUAACGGCGAUUGGAGUGUCGAAGAUGGCACUUAUAAGCUUGCCAAAGGUGGUAGAGCCGAGCACUCCCUCAUCGGUGACGUUGGAUGGGAAGAUUACACUGUUGAGGCGAAAGUUCGGCUUGAUGAAGGGAACUGGGCAGGUGUUGUCUUUCGCGCACAAAGCGAGAUGGAAUACUAUGUCUACUAUCUCAAUGUUCCGAAUAACAAAACUGAGCUUUGGCGACAUAAGACCGGAGCGUGGGACGCUCGCGAUAAGAUUGGCGAACUCGCUGGAUCUAACAUCACUGUAGCGAACGGCGAAUGGUUUGACAUGCGAGUCGUCUUAGAAGGCAAUGUGAUGAAACUCUGGAUUAACGGUGAAGAGCAAGGCGAACUCGCCGAUGAAACCGGUGCCGGAUACCCUGCUGGUCAAGCCGGUGUGUGGGCGUGGGAAACUGCUGCGAGUUUUGAUGAUGUCAAGGUCGUUGGGGAUGAGGUCAUCGGCGGCGGAACCCCGGUCGAACCCCAAGAUAAAUUGGCUACCACGUGGGGACACAUCAAACAGCGUUUUUAG